AUGAGUAAGUUCGUGGUCUACAUUUUGGACAAAGCAGUUUGGCUCCUGCUGGCUACAGUUAUAACAGCUCAAGCGCUACAAAUAGCUGGAGUAAUGGAAACACCAAAAAGUGCUGGAUCAAUUGAAUAUGAACAGGAACUCAGCAAUUUCCAUCAGAAAUUCCCCCAAGAAGCUCUCCGAUGGAAAAGAGACACAUCUGCAUCGAUGGACCGUUCUCCAUUCAUUGAUAUGCUGUUCAAUCGUAAAAAACGAGAGCAAUCCGGCUGGAUGAAAAAAAUACAGAGCACCAUGUCUUAUUUCAAACUUAUGGCCAAGAUCCCAAUCAAAACUCUGACAGCCAUGAACAACCUGAUCCAGGGAUCCAGGCCGGCCAUAAAAAAAAUGAGAGAUUUUGUUUCGAAGCGUUUCGAGAAAACCACGAAAGCGCCCGAAAUUGAAACGAAUUCGAUUCAGAAACGGUCUCCUGUAUACAUUAGACCUGUGGACGAAAAAAAUUAGUUGUUAUGAAAAUGUAUAGUGUUUAUUGUUAUUUUUGUGUCAUUUUAUGAGUCGUUUGUAAUUUUCAUUUAUACUUAAGGAUGUUUUGGGACUGAGAUUGGCAAAUGGUUUAUACAUUUUAUGUCGUAAUUUUUUUCUUUUCUUCAAGCAAUUUUUUCAUUUUGCAUUUCUCACUUCCUAUGUUUAUUUUUCUUUAUUUAUAUUUUUUCAGCUUUUCUUAGUUCUUUUCUAUAAUCAUAUUCAUUUAUUCCUUUUUCAAUAUUUUAGUUUUACUGUUUUUCAUUAUUUAUGUUUUCUGUUUAUUUUUAUAUUGUUUUUAUUUCAGUUCUUUGUUUGCAUGUGCCUAUAUCAUUCUUAUUUUUUCUAAGCUUGUUCUACUUCUAAAACAUAAAGAUAUAAACCAUCUUGCAUGAUAUGUCUGCAAAAAUUUAAUUGUAGAUAGUGAUAAAAAAUAAC
Ceutorhynchus assimilis (cabbage seed weevil) is the source of this 954-nucleotide messenger RNA. The record is from the annotation of a GenBank genome assembly. Lineage: Eukaryota; Metazoa; Arthropoda; Insecta; Coleoptera; Curculionidae.